Closterium sp. Yama58-4 is the source of this 1899-nucleotide messenger RNA. NCBI's taxonomy places the organism in Eukaryota, Viridiplantae, Streptophyta, Zygnematophyceae, Desmidiales, Closteriaceae. The record is from the annotation of a GenBank genome assembly.
AUGUUCGUUCGUUGUCGUUUACCUAGACGACAUCCUGAUCUUCUCCAAGUCGAAAGAGGAGCACGUGCAGCACUUAGAAAGGGUCUUCGAGGUCUUGUAAAGGGAGAAGCUACGUUCGAGCACAUGAAGCAGUCGCUCGCAUCUUCACCGACGCUGUCGUACCCUGAUUCCACUCGCCCAUACGAUGUAGUGACCGACGCAUUAGACCAAGCCAUUGGAGCAGUGCUUCUUCAGGACCAGGGCCGCGGGUUGCAGCCGAUCGCGUACGAGUCACGUAACUUUAGGGGAGCGGAGCUGAACUUUCCGAUUCACGACAAGGAGUCGCUCGCGAUCAUCCAUGCGUAUAAGGUGUGGAGGUGCUACCUAGAGGGGGCAGAUAGUGUUAUACGCACGGACCACUGUUCGCUUCGCUUUCUCAAGUCGCAGCCACGCCUGAGUCGUCGCCAGGCUAGAUGGAUGGAGUUCAUGGAGGGGAGCUUUCAUUACAGGAUAGAGUACAAGCCAGGCGUGCGCAACCCAGCAGAUCCGCUCACUCGCCCUAGUUGCCGUCUCGCUAGUCUCACAGUCACUGCAGGCCAUCCACUUCUCACAGCACUCUUCGAGCACGGUUACACUGUAGAUCCCGACUUCACACCGCAGCCGCCCGCAGGAGCAGAGGUGCAGGGUAGUGUCUAUAUAUGGAAGGGUACAGCACGGAUUUGGGUUCCAGCCUACCGCCCUCUUCAACAGCUACUUCUUUCCGAGGCGCACGAUGUAGUUAGCGCGAGUCACUUUGGAGCACGCAAGACGGCUAAGACGCUUAGUCGCACGUACUUCUGGCCAGGGCUUGCAGCAGACGUAGAGGAUUACAUUCGCUCGUGUGACACGUGUCAGCGUACGAAGUCCUCUCGCCAGCGCAAAGCAGGACUUUUGCAGCCGAUUCCACCGCCCGACCGCCCACGGCAGGUAGUUAAGAUGGAUUUCAUCAUGGCAUUACCGCGCACAGUUAGGGGUCACGACGCCAUCUUCGUUGUAGUCGACAAGUUUUCUCGAGCAGCGCACUUCAUCCCCACGCACGGCCAGGUCACAGCAGAGGAAGCCGCGACAUUGCUCGUCGAUAAAGUAGUCCGACUGUACGGGGAUUCCAUCAUCUCAGACCGCGACCCCAGAUUCGAAUCGAAGUUCUGGAAGCAGCUUUUUGCACUGUUUGGGACUCGCUUAGCCAUGUCGUCUGCGUACCAUCCAGAGAUAGACGGUCAGACCGAGCGCGUGAACCAAACAUUGGAGCAGAUUCUUCGCAACAUCACGAUGCGCGAUGCCACCGCAUGGGACAAGAAGCUGAGCAUGGCCGAGUUCGCAUACAACAACACGCACCACACAGACAUGCCACCGUUCUUCGCACUGUACGGUCAGCACCCCAAUGUCCCCACUCGUGUCGAUCUCACACCCACUGUCCCUCGUGCGGACAAUUUCCACCAGCAUCUUACCUUCUCACGACCACACAGCCCCAACCUCCGACUGCCACAAGACAACAAGCUUCGUCCACAUUUCAUUGGUCCAUUCGUCAUUGAGCGCGCACUAGGUCUAGUCGCAUACCACCUCCGCCUUCCCACUCAUUUCCGCAUAAACCCGUCAUUCCACGUGUCUCUUCUUCGUCCUUACACCGAUCCCAACACAACUUUCUCGGGCUGUGAUCGCACUCCACUUCCGGUAGCUGUUGACACCGACAAGCCCGACUACCAGAUCCAACGCAUUCUCAGGCACGUCCCUUUCAUCGACUUCUUGGUUCGUUGGCGUGGUUACGAUGCAGCCGACGACAGCUGGGUCCCUUCAUCCUCACUGUUUCCCGACAACGCUUGCCUCCAAGCGUACCUUCAGUCUGCAGGCGCCGCGGACGUCGCCUCCUUGGGAGGGGGGUAG